Capronia epimyces CBS 606.96 is the source of this 825-nucleotide messenger RNA. Its product is annotated as adenylate kinase 1. The transcript has 4 exons. Bases 1 to 825 code for a protein of 274 amino acids. Lineage: Eukaryota; Fungi; Ascomycota; Eurotiomycetes; Chaetothyriales; Herpotrichiellaceae. Gene Ontology annotation, cellular component: mitochondrion; cytoplasm. Gene Ontology annotation, molecular function: ATP binding; AMP kinase activity. The record is from RefSeq and is a predicted model, not a curated record. Gene Ontology annotation, biological process: ADP biosynthetic process.
AUGGCCCCAAUCACCGACAGCCAGAUAGAUGAUCUGAAGGACCUUGUCCACAAGCUUGAAGCUCGAGUCCAUGACCUCGAGCACAGACUGGAGAGUGGAGAGACGAAACCGAGCCUAGUAGAGUCCAUGCGAUUGAUUCUCAUCGGUCCUCCUGGCGCAGGCAAGGGCACCCAAGCCCCUCGCAUAAAGGACCGGUAUUGCAUAUGCCAUCUGGCCACCGGCGACAUGCUUCGCGCACAAGUCGCGAAAAAGACCCCUCUCGGGCGAGAAGCCAAAAAGAUCAUGGAUCAAGGCGGACUGGUCAGCGAUGAUAUCAUGAUCAACAUGAUCAAAAAUGAGCUCGACACAAACAGAGAAUGCGAAAAUGGCUUCAUCCUCGAUGGCUUCCCCCGGACAGUUGCCCAAGCAGAAGGCCUUGAUUCCAUGCUUCAAGCAGAGAGCAAGCCUCUCAAGCAUGCCAUUGAACUUCAAAUUGAUGACGGCCUUCUCGUGUCUCGGAUCACUGGUCGAUUGAUCCAUCCUGCUUCGGGCCGAUCGUACCACAAGGUGUUCAACCCUCCCAAGGAGACCAUGAAGGACGAUGUGACUGGCGAACCGUUGAUACAAAGAACCGAUGACAAUGCGGAGACCCUGAAGAAGAGAUUGAGCACCUACCAUGAACAGACCGCGCCUGUGGUUGGAUACUACAAGACCAGGGGCAUUUGGGCAGGAAUCGAUGCUAGCCAGGAUCCCGAACACGUAUGGAAGAGCAUUCUGGGCGUUUUUGGCGACUCAAAGACCACCUCUUCGUCGAGCGGCAUCUUGAGCAAGAUUGGACUGCGGUGA